This is a messenger RNA of Racocetra fulgida, 1824 nucleotides long. The record is from the annotation of a GenBank genome assembly. NCBI's taxonomy places the organism in Eukaryota, Fungi, Glomeromycota, Glomeromycetes, Diversisporales, Gigasporaceae.
AUGAUAUGGAAUACAUCAGCGUCACAUAUAAAAUUAAUAUUUCUCAUCUUAAUACGACUAAACAUUAGAGCUGGCCUCAUUUUUGCCAUUGACGACAUAAAAUUUAACGAUGCUGAUGGUAUUAAUCUAAAUAGAGGUAUAGUUGAUGACACACCUACACGAAACAUUUUUAAUAAUAAAAUGGUCAAACGCAAUUAUAAACUUUCAUCUAAAAGAGUUGAUGAUAGUUUAGCGUUUAUUAACUCAAGUGACGACGAUAUGAUACCAAAUGACUUGAUCGUAGUAAAAACCAAAUCAAAGAGAAAUAGACUGUCUCGUACAGGUAUUACAAGGUCAAUAAAUCUAAAAAAACGCGAUGAGAAAAACAAACAUUAUAAUUUAGGAGACGACCGCAGACAUUAUGGAGACGACCGCAUGAUCGAAAAAACGUCUACCUUAUUAAAGCCGCCAUUCUGUAUUGUUGAUGAAAAUGGAUUUCGUUGUGAUGCUACAAAUCAAAACUCAUGGCGAAUUAACAGUGAUAACGGUUUAAUAUUUUCUGAUUUAGGAUUUGAAGGUGAUAAAUGUCAAAUGUUUAUACCACCUAAGAAUCCAGAUGAAGCGACUCUUUUAAUUGGAUUAAUAGUAAAUAGCUCUUUUGGUACUCAGUACUUACCAGACAUUACCGGAACAUGGGAAAGACCUUAUGAUUUUUUAGGAAAUUGUAAACAGCCAUUUUUUUGUGACACAUCAAUUAGUGGAGGUAUCACAACAUCAAAGACAAUUACUAAUGGAACCUGUCAACUAAAAUUUAGUAGAGCAACUCCUUGUUUUAGUGCUAAUCAAUGCGAUACACAUAGAUGUACUAGUGAUUUCAAAAGUGAUCAAGGAGCUCCUGUAGAAUAUGAUACUGUCAUAGCACCAAACGGAACACGUACUUUGAGUGACAAAAUUUGUGCUGCACUUGAUGAUUUACAACGACCUUCUGUAAUCUCUCGACCUCUAAAUCUUCCUACAGAAGCAACUAGUACACUUGAAAUUAUUUUAUUAUCUGUUUUAGUUACAGUUAUUAUUGAUGAUGAUAAGCCUAAUAAUGAUGAUGGUUUGCGUGAUAAAACUUUAUCAUCUCGUAAAGGGAUUUUAAAUUUAUUUUCCACGAGUAAAAAUGAAAAUUUCGGCACAACUUCUAGACAUGUUAGUUUUAAAGGAACUAAUGAUGAUAAUGAACUAAAUUCUUCGGAAUCUGCUAUGGCAUUAAUACCACCUGCACCUGCUAUUAAAAGGUCUUCUCUUUUUAAUAAUUCUAACGAAUUAUAUAAUCAUGGGAAUGAAAUAGACCUUGUUUCAAAUUAUUCUAAUCGUACUAGUCUGGAUUCAAGUAAUCCAAGAGGUAGUAAUGUUGGAAGCAUAGGUAUAAUCAAUAUGACCAACGUUGGAAUUGGUAGAAAUAACGAUAAUUUAUCAGCUCAAAAUCCUCUUGAAAUUUUAAAGUUAGCAAGAGUUCCUUCACAAACUGUCAGAAUUUUUGAUCCCGAUGCAUACCUUCAAUUACAACAAAGUCAAAAUAUGUUCACUCCCCCUGAACAAAAAAUUGACCCUGAACAAAAAAUUGAAGAUCAAUUUACAGAAGCAUAUGAAACAAAUCAAAGAAUUAAGACUCGACUUGAAAAAAUAGAGAAUGAAAUAACGCGUGAAAAUGCAUUAAAUGCAACACUUGAAUUAGAAGAUAUGGUUAUUGUCAAAAAUCCUGAUGAGGAAAUGUUAGAAGAAAAGUUGCGACAAAAAAGACGGCAAAGAAAGUUGGAAAUGUUAUAUAAUCAACAAUUUAAAGGAAAUAACAUGUAA